GGAAAUAGAAUAUGAAACUUCAGUCACUUUUGAGGACUUUUUCCAGAGCGACGCGAAUAUACUGAAUGUGAAGCAAAGGAAAAACCAUCUAUAGGGAGGGGCUUGCAUAAUUUUUAACUUUUCCAAUCGCGCGGUGGACUUCAGGAGCAAAACCCGACCGGUCUUAAUCUAUCUUACUGGAGGAAGUUACUCCAUGUUUGUUUUGUUUUUUUUAAAGAAAACUGGACCCUUUGACAAAUUGAAGAUCAGACUUUCAAAGACGCUUGGCAUUUCCUGCAAUGACAAGUAACGAGCACUGAAAAUGUCAAUUUAGCAGAUAACCCAGGUAGUAUACGGAGACCAUUAAUUAACUGUUACAUAACCAUUUUAUGAACGUGACCCGUUUCAAGGAUUUGUAUUGAUUGAGCUCAAAUCGCUUUUUUUAAUUUUCAGUUUUCUUGAAAGAAUAACUUAAAAUAAUCAGCAAUGGAGUGAUAUGCAGUAUUUUAAUUCCUGGUUGACAAAUUUCAAUUGGUGUUUUCCAAGAACCGAGCGUAACAGCAAAAUGCCAGCAACAUGAAGUUUAUCUGAAAUGAGGAUGAGAAUAUGGCAAAUCAUCAGGUAGGGGAAAACGUUUUCAGCUGUGUAAACAAACUCUUUUACGCUUUAUUUCGAGGCCAAUAUAGAUAGUUGCGUAGUACUAACGACCAUGCACCGGACUAAAGAAAAUUAAAAUUAAAUUAAAAGAAAACCUGCUUACCGGCUGAAAGACCUAAUAACGAUACAACGUAAACUGGGUUGGGAUUGAAAUAACUCGUUACUGACUGAAAUAACUCUCUUGAGUCAAAGCCCGAGGGGAGUCCAAAGCGCUUCCUUUGUAAGAACUGUGAGGAAGGAGCUCCGAACAAUAUAAUGGGUGGGCCUGCUGUAGUGUAUCGCAGGCACAGUGCAAAACAGGCCAAUAGUCGAUGAGCGUGGCAGCUUAAUGCGCCUCAGGUGCGAAAAAACGUGAUGAUUUUAAUAGACGGUCCAACCUUGUCGAAUGCGGCAAGCUUACGACAAGUCUACCACGUAAAAUGUUUCGUGUAAAUCAAAUCUACCACUUGCUUUAAUAUUAUUGCUACGUUCGACCCGGACACGUAAAAUAUCGUUUAAGUGAAAAAUAUUUCCAUGUAAAAGAAACGGGUUAUUGUAGGGAGAAAGAAUAUUUCGUGUCCUGGAGAUAUUUGUAAAUUCGUAAAUAUGCCGUAAAUUUGAAUUUUGAUUUCGCUGAAAAAGCGGCGAAAUUUGGAAACAAGUGACUGGGAACACUUGAAUAAUUAUUUUAGCAGUGAUGAUCGAUGAUUGCCCAAGAAAACACAGAAUCGAAUAUUUUCGUCUUCUAUUUUCCAAGUGACCCAUAUUUUUAGGUCCUUGCGGUUAGUCGACUAACCGGUUUUCUAGACAAUAGGCAACGCCUUUUUACUUUAAAUAAACCGACCGUAUAAAUUAGAAUCGUACAAAGUCGUACAAAGACUGUCAUUCUUUUCACGGGGGAGAAUUUGUGUGGGUGAAAAGCCACCGCCCUCGUAAGCUUUUGGGAAUCGUUCUCUCAAAGAUGGCUUCUCAAAUGCAAUUUAUCGAUUUUCACUAUCCAUCAGAUGGAAAUUGAAGGAUAUCACAUGAUUAUCUUUAUCAAGUCGUCUAUCGUGACUUUCGUUCUGUUUCAGAGGCUCGUGUGUCGAGCAAUAUUGCGUGACAUUCAUUAAUUACUUACCCAGAAAUCAAAGCGAGGUUACAUAAUCUUUUGUUCAUUCAAAAAAUUCCCGACCACAACGUCGAACAACAACAAAGAUGGCGUCCGCGAGUGAGAUUCCAAGUUUCGAGAAAUGCCAGCUCAAAGCAGCGACAGUGCGAGAAAGAAACGAGCUCAUGUUUAACAACGAGAUACUUAGCGAUGUGCACUUCUUGGUGGGCAAAGAUAAAGUUCGCAUUCCGGGCCAUAAAUACGUUUUGGCUAUAAGUAGUCCGGUGUUUUUCGCCAUGUUUUACGGUCGAAUGGCCGAGCAAGAGUCCGACGUAGCCGUUGGUGACUCCGAAGUCGAGUGCUUCAUGGAACUUCUGCGUUUCGUGUACACAGACGAAGCAGUUUUGACUCUAGAUAAUGCCCUAGGUGUGCUUUAUUUGGCAGAAAAGUACAUGUUACCUUUUCUUGCAGCCAAAUGCAUAAAUUUUGUUGAGGCGAGUUUGAACCCGGAGAAUGCCUUAACGGUUCUCUGUCAUGCCAGGUAUUUGGGAAAAGAGACACUUCAAGAAAGAUGCUGGGAGAUGAUAGACUCGUAUACAACUCAAGUGUUAGAGUCGGAGGCAUUUCCAGACCUUGAUGUAGAAACCUUGUCGCUUCUUGUACAACGAAACACAAUAUCGGCCAAAGAAAUUCAAAUGUUCAAAGCCGUCAAUUCUUGGUCCGAGAAUGAAUGCUUUCGGCAAGGUAUUGAAGCGACUGCUGAC
Molecule: messenger RNA, 2469 nt
Organism: Orbicella faveolata
Lineage: Eukaryota; Metazoa; Cnidaria; Anthozoa; Scleractinia; Merulinidae
Product: BTB/POZ domain-containing protein 6 pseudogene
Source: RefSeq, a predicted model, not a curated record